AUGUCGCGAUUAGCUUCACGAUACCUUUUUCACCUCCGCCAACCCCCAUCUCAUCCAGCACAACGCCACGCCUUCUCAACAACACCCCCAAGACAUCUAAUGAGCCUAACAGGCUUCUCAGACAACCAACUAACAGUCCGAGACGCCAUCAGCAAGAUAUGCGCCGAAUUCCCUAACACAUACUGGCAGUCCCAUGACCAAGAUGAACAAGACCCAAAGGAGUUUCACGCCGCUCUCGCAAAAGCCGGCUGGCUUGGUAUUGCGCUUCCAGAAUCGUUGGGGGGCUCAGAUUUAGGGAUCUCAGAGGCCACGAUGAUGAUGCAGACGAUCGCUGAAUCGGGCGCUGGUAUGGCGGGCGCGCAGAGCAUUCAUGCUAAUGUCUACGCGACGCAACCUCUUGCCAAGUUUGGGUCGAGGGAGCAGUUGGAAGAUACCAUCCCAAAGAUUGUGGCGGGGGAGUAUAGAGUGUGCUUUGGAGUCACGGAGCCAAACGCUGGGCUUGAUACACUUCGCCUGGAGACGGCAGCGAAAGAGAACUCUGACGGUUCAUUCAGCGUCACGGGUCAGAAGAUAUGGAUAACCUGUGCGCAAGUAGCGUCGAAGAUGAUCCUGCUCGCGAGGACUACACCACUAGACAAGGUCACAAAGCCAAGCGAAGGGCUCUCCCUCUUCUGUAUUGAUCUCAACCGUGAUCAACCAGGUCUCGAGAUGCGACGGAUCAAGAAAAUGGGCGGCAGGGCAGUCGACGCCAAUGAAGUAUUCUUCGACAAGUACACCAUCCCCGCCUCAUCCCUCAUCGGCGCCAAGAACAAAGGUUUCAAAAUGAUUCUCCACGGUAUGAACGCCGAGCGCUGCCUCCUCGCCGGCGAAGCCCUGGGUCUCGGGUACGCAGCCCUCUCCAAAGCAGCAUCCUACGCCAAAACCCGGGUUGUGUUCAAGCGACAGAUCGGGAUGAACCAAGCAAUCGCUCACCCGCUGGCCGAUGCGUACAUGAAGCUCGAAGCGGCGAAACUAGCGACGUAUCACGCUGCGAGGCUGUACGACGAGAGCGGAGAGGUGAGGCAGGAUGAGGUUGGGGUUGCGGCGAAUAGUGCAAAGUACAUGGCUGCUGAAGCUGCGUUUGCGGCGUGUGAGAGGGCGGUGUUGACGCUUGGGGGGAUGGGGUAUGCGGUUGAGUAUGAUGUUGAGAGGUGGUUUAGGGAGUGUCUUGUUCCGAGGAUCGCGCCGGUUAGUAGGGAGAUGAUAUUGAACUAUAUCAGUGAGAAGGUUCUUGAGUUGCCGAGGAGUUACUGA
Fusarium subglutinans is the source of this 1293-nucleotide messenger RNA. RefSeq names its product acyl dehydrogenase. Lineage: Eukaryota; Fungi; Ascomycota; Sordariomycetes; Hypocreales; Nectriaceae. The coding region runs from base 1 to 1293 and encodes 430 amino acids. Gene Ontology annotation, molecular function: flavin adenine dinucleotide binding; acyl-CoA dehydrogenase activity. The transcript has a single exon. The record is from RefSeq and is a predicted model, not a curated record.